Messenger RNA from Catharus ustulatus (Swainson's thrush), 1925 nucleotides. Its product is annotated as serine/threonine-protein kinase PAK 3-like. The record is from RefSeq and is a predicted model, not a curated record. Bases 1 to 1536 code for a protein of 511 amino acids. Gene Ontology annotation, cellular component: cytoplasm. Gene Ontology annotation, biological process: protein phosphorylation; regulation of MAPK cascade; regulation of axonogenesis. Lineage: Eukaryota; Metazoa; Chordata; Aves; Passeriformes; Turdidae. Gene Ontology annotation, molecular function: ATP binding; protein serine/threonine kinase activity. The transcript has 12 exons.
AUGAGUGACAUCCCGCCUGAGGUAUGGGCAGAACUCUUCCAACAAAAACAACGUCUCCUGGACCCUGUGCUGCCCUGGCUAUGCCAAAGGCUGGAGAGAAUAUUCUGGGGCAAGUGGUGGCUGGUGCAGGCUGCAGAGAGCAACAUCUUGAAUGAUCUCUGUGUCUAUGGUCUGGAUGUGGAGACCUUGAUCCUGAGGCUGCAGAAUAGCCUCGGGGAAGGCACAGCACAACUGGUUCAUGGCCUUAUCAAUAUCAUUGUGGGCCAGUGCAGUGAGGAAGCUCAGAGGCUGCUGCACUCCCAUGCUGAUGAGGAGGAAACCCGUAGACCUUCAGCUAGCAGCGGGUCCACCAGCUCCAGCAACAGCAACUCCUCCAUGGGAAUUUCUGCCAGCAACCCUACAGGCUCCAAUGUGGAGGAGGAAGCUGAGGUUGAAGAGGAGCAAAAGGACAUCAAGCCUCCAGCUGCAGCGCCUCCACAGCCAGAACCUGCAGAGCCACUCGACACACGCUCUGCACUUCAGCGUGCCGCCGGCACUCCCCCAGCUGCCAGCGCAUCGUCCAGUAGCCCAGCCCUGCAGCCCCAGCCAAGAGAGGAGCAGAGCCUGAAGAGCCUGAGGAGCAUUGUGAGUGUGGACCAGCCAACGAAGAAAUACACAGCAUUUGAAGAACUUGGACGAGGGACUGCUGAGUCAGAGCACUCUGAAGGCACCAUCAAAGGGCAUUUUGGAACUGUUUACAAAGCCCUGGAUGCCAGCACAGGACAACAGGUGGCCAUCAAGAAAAUGAGUCUUCAGGAGGACAUGUCCGAGGAGCUGACUGUCAAUGAAAUCCUGGCCGUGAGGGACAACAGGAAUCCCAAUAUUGUUACCUUCUUAGACAGCUACCUGGUUGAUGGGGAACUCUGGUUGGCAAUGGAGUUCAUGGACGGCGGCACCUUGUCAGACAUCCUCAGGGCAGUGUACCUGGAGGAAGGACAGAUGGGCGCUGUCUCUCGGGAGUGCCUGCAAGGACUGCAUUUCCUUCAUUCCCGCCAAGUCAUCCACAGAGACGUCAAAAGCGGCAACAUUCUUGUGGGCAUGGACAGAUCUGUGAAACUGGCUGACUUUGGCCUCUGUGCUCAACUCAGCCCUGAGCGCAGCAAGCGCAGCUCCAGGGUGGGCACUCCCAGCUGGAUGGCACCAGAAGUGGUGAGAGGAGAAGCCUAUGGCCCCAAAGUGGACAUCUGGUCGCUGGGGAUCGUGGGGCUGGAAAUGGUGGAAGGGGAAGCUCCUUACCAGAGGGAAGCCCGUCUCAGGGUGUUGGAACUGAUCGAAAGGAACGGGCCCCCAAAGCUGCAGAACCCCAGGCAGCACUCGCCUCUCCUGCGCGACUUCCUCCGGUGUUGCCUGCAGGUAGAUAAGUACAGGCGGUGGUCUGCCCAGGAACUCCUUCAGCAUCCAUUUGUGACCUCAGGCCAUCCUGCCUCCAGCCUGGCUGCUCUGAUCAUCUCAGCCAAGGAAGUGCAGGAAGAGUGGACAGGAGACGCUUGUGCCUGAGGAGGACUCUGUACCGUGCCAGCUGAGAGGAGUGGAAAGGGGAUGCAUGAUGUUUAGGCCGAGAUUCAGCCAUCCCCUGAGUUUUAACAGGAGUUGCAUCAUUCAUGGGAAAUUUAAUGUUUUGAGAUCUUCUUAGCUGUAGUUAUGUUUUAGUUAGGACUAUAGACUCUAGAAAGCUCCAUUAAUGGAGGAUUGUUUAGAUAAGAGUAGAGUAUUGUUGCUGUAGAGUAGCUCAGAAUUAUCCUUAAAGGAGAAAUAAAUGAGUCAGAAUAAGAAUGAAGCUAUCAAGAAGUAGCUAGUCCAAUUCAGCAGAAUUUGACCACACAUGUGCUGCGAGCUGUCAACCUGCACAGGUCUCCUGGAGGACUUAAAGACAGAUGAAGAUGAUG